This is a messenger RNA of Pseudoliparis swirei, 1359 nucleotides long. It is a transcript of the gene rad51c, whose product is annotated as RAD51 paralog C. The record is from RefSeq and is a predicted model, not a curated record. The transcript is spliced from 4 exons. Gene Ontology annotation, molecular function: crossover junction DNA endonuclease activity; ATP binding; four-way junction DNA binding. Gene Ontology annotation, cellular component: Rad51B-Rad51C-Rad51D-XRCC2 complex; replication fork; Rad51C-XRCC3 complex. Bases 99 to 1250 code for a protein of 383 amino acids. Gene Ontology annotation, biological process: reciprocal meiotic recombination; meiotic DNA recombinase assembly; DNA repair. NCBI's taxonomy places the organism in Eukaryota, Metazoa, Chordata, Actinopteri, Perciformes, Liparidae.
GAAAAUACAAGUUCAUUAAAAAGAUGGAGCAGUAACGGUCUGGGUCCAGAAGGUGGCAGCACUGCAGCAGAACCACAGAAGAAGAAGAGGUGAACUGCAUGCUGGGACAGCUGUCAUGGCGGCUGGUCCCAGAGGAAGCCAGCUCGAGCCGCAGGAUGCAGCGGCCGCUGUGCAGCGUGUCUCUGAGUCCCGCCGCGAGGACCAGACUCCUCUCCGCCGGGUUCCAGUUCACCUCCGACCUGCUGCCGCUGAAACCGCUGCAGCUCAGCAAAGAGGCCGGCCUGACCCCGCUGGAGGCGCUGGAGGUGCUGCAGGCCGUGAGGAGGGGAGAAGGAGGAGGAGGAGGAGGUGAUGGAGGAGGAGGAGGCGGGUUAGCCUCCCUAACGGCCCUGGAGCUCCUCCAGAAGGAGGAGGAGCUGAAGAGCAUCGUGACGUUCUCCUCUCAGCUGGACGCGGCGCUCGGAGGAGGAGUCACAGUCGGGAGAACCACGGAGAUCUGUGGAGCGCCAGGAGUCGGAAAAACACAACUUUGCCUGCAGCUGGCGGUGGACGUUCAGGUGCCUCCGUGUUUCGGGGGCGUCGGCGGUCAGGCGGUCUACAUCGAUACCGAGGGCAGCUUCCUGCUCCAGAGAGUCGUCGACAUCGCCGCCGCCGCCGUCCGACACUGCUCCUUAUUGGCCGAAGACGAUGAGCAACGAGUCGCCAUGACGACCUUUACUGUGGAAACCAUCCUGGCCAACAUAUUCCUGGUGCGUUGUCAUGACUACGUGGAGCUGCUCGCAGAGAUCCACCUGCUGCCCGACUUCCUGUCCGAACACCCGAAGGUCCGCCUCCUGGUGAUCGACAGCGUGGCGUUCCCCUUCCGGCUGCACUUUGACGAGCUGUCUCGCAGGACACGCCUCCUCAACGGCCUGGCGCAGCAGCUCAUUGCCAUGGCAACCGGUCACAGCAUCGCCGUGUUGAUGACGAACCAGAUGACCACCCGACUGCUGGGCGGCCGAUCGCAGCAGGUCCCCGCCCUCGGGGAGAGCUGGGGCCACGCCCCCACGAUCAGGAUCCUCCUACAUUGGGCGGGGUCACGGCGGUUGGCAGCCAUCUUUAAAUCCCCAGAACACAUGGGGUCCACCGUCCAAUACCAGAUAACCUCCGAGGGGUUCAGAGAUGUCGACCAAUCGGAGCGGCCGCCGAGCAAACGACCCCGGACAGACGCCGACCAAUCGGCGGAGAGCCGGGGAGACGCCAGCCUCUGAUUGGUCAGAGACCAAAGCACAAGUUACUUUGAUGAACACAUACGUGAAGAAGUGAAUCGACUUGUUCUGUACUACUUGUGAAUGUAAAUAAAGUAAACAAACACAGGAA